Molecule: messenger RNA, 990 nt
Organism: Arachis stenosperma
Lineage: Eukaryota; Viridiplantae; Streptophyta; Magnoliopsida; Fabales; Fabaceae
Exons: 1
Coding region: 1-990 (329 amino acids)
Source: RefSeq, a predicted model, not a curated record
AUGGCCGAACUGUUGGCAGCAAUGCAGAACAAUGACGAGCAGAAGACCAACAAGAAAGCAAAUACCGAUCAGCAUGAGGAGCGUCAAUCAGAAUCAAACGCAAAGACGGUGGAAACCAACCCCAAAACAGCAAGACGACGGACUAAUCCCUUUUCCGAAGAAAUAAUGAGCUUUAAAAUGUCUAAAAAUUUUACACUUUCAAUGACCCUAACACUGUACAAGGGGAUCGGAGAUCCUAAAAUCCAUGUUACAAAAUUUGAAUCAAUGAUGUUUCUCAAUAGUGACUUCGAUCCCAUCUUGUGCCGAUCUUUUCCAACCUUCUUAGAUGGAGCUGCUUUAUUAUGGUUUUCUAACUUACCUGCAGGAUCUAUAUCAAGCUUUGAAGAGUUUGCCAAAUUAUUUAUAAAUUAUUUUGCAGCAUCCAAAAUCUACGUGCGAGACUCGAACUAUCUCAGCACGAUCAAACAGGAACAAUAUAAAAGCUUAAAGGAGUACAUGAUGCGGUUCACAGAAGCAGCUAUGCAAAUCUCUGAUCUUAACCCCGAAGUGCAGCUACACGCCAUCAAAAGCGGACUCUGUCUCGAAAAAUUCCAGGAAGCAAUAGCAGUGGCAAAAUCGAAAACGCUGGAGGAGUUCCGAGAAAAAGCCCAGGGUCAAAUUGAAAUUGAAGAGAUCAGGGAGGCCAGAAGAAGCAAAAGGUCGACCAAAAAAGAAGAGGAAAGGCCACACCGGCCUACAAGUAAAGACCCCCGAAAACCAUUCAAACUAGCACCGAAGUUCGACUCGUACACAAAAUUCAACACAAAAAGGGAGGAUAUAAUCAAGGAAAUUCUGCACAACAAACUGAUCAAACCACCUAUCAGACCAGGGUCAUACCAAGAUCAAAAGUAUGUGGAUCGAAGCAAGCACUGUGCUUUCCAUCAAAAGUUUGGUCAUACAACAGGCGAUUGUGUGGUGGCAAAAGAUCUGCUUGAAAGGUUGGCGAGAUAA